Molecule: messenger RNA, 975 nt
Organism: Mollisia scopiformis
Lineage: Eukaryota; Fungi; Ascomycota; Leotiomycetes; Helotiales; Mollisiaceae
Product: putative Golgi apparatus membrane protein tvp18
Exons: 4
Coding region: 330-776 (148 amino acids)
Biological process (GO): vesicle-mediated transport
Cellular component (GO): Golgi membrane
Source: RefSeq, a predicted model, not a curated record
GUUGCCUUGCUAGUUUGAGCCUCAUCCGAAACCAAAAUAGGCCUGGCUCCGUUGCCGACGAAUUCAUGGUGUGGCUGAGAGAAACACAGCUCGGAUCAGAAUGUCAAAUCGCCCGACACGUACAUCUUGAGAACAGAUCGAACCCAAACCAGAGCUUUUCAAACUUCUUUCAUCUUCAAACAUUCUGCCCAAUUCUGAAACUCUUCUUCUGCCAAGAGGAACACAUUGCACGCCGACAAUAACACGACUUGCAAGGCUACGCAAGCAAUAAAACAUACCGAUCUCAACAAUCAACCUACCAUUCCUGAUCGCAUCGCAAGACAGUCAAGAUGACGAUCGCAGAGGAGUUCGCAACCAGGAAUUUCAGCAUUUAUGGUCAAUGGACCGGAGUCAUAUGCAUAUUCCUAUGCUUCGCCCUUGGUAUCUCUCAUCUCUUCCAUGUUAGCAUCAUGAUCCUGUUCGGAGCUCUCUGCCUCGCAAGCUCCUUCCUCAUCAUCUUCAUCGAAAUCCCUCUCCUGCUUCGCAUCUGCCCUACAUCCGCCAAGUUCGAUACCUUCAUGCGCCGAUUCACAACGAAUUACAUGCGCGCCGGAAUCUAUCUCGCCAUGGGUAUUGUCCAGUGGUUGUCCAUCAUCCAUGAGGCAUCAAGUUUGAUCGCAGCAGCUAUCAUGCUGACACUUGCUGCUUCAUUCUAUGCUCUCGCAGGUGUUAAGGGUCAAGGCUUUGUUGGAAGCAAAACUCUUGGUGGACAAGGAGUUGCACAGAUGAUCAUCUAAGGCUAGGAGACGACUGGGAUGGGUUGAGAAGAAAUUGGACUACUAGGAAGUACAUCGGAGGAGGAUUGAGGAAUGCGAUGAUGGCGAAUUGAAGUAGAAAAUGGUGUGAGCAUGCGGUUUGGGGCAUGGCGUUCCGGAUUUGCGGGCUGGUUGAUCUGGCUGGAUGACGAGUUUCUUAUUUGCAAGAAAGCUUAGGGAG